Solanum dulcamara is the source of this 1816-nucleotide messenger RNA. Its product is annotated as protein IQ-DOMAIN 17. The record is from RefSeq and is a predicted model, not a curated record. NCBI's taxonomy places the organism in Eukaryota, Viridiplantae, Streptophyta, Magnoliopsida, Solanales, Solanaceae. The transcript has 5 exons. The coding region runs from base 41 to 1675 and encodes 544 amino acids. Gene Ontology annotation, molecular function: protein binding.
UCACUACUUUUCCUUCCACUUUUUAUCAAUUCCUAAUUCUAUGGGAAAUAACAAAAAAGGAUCAUCUUCUUCCUCCUCUUCUUCUUGGUUAACUGCUGUUAAAAGAGCUUUUAGAUCUCCUAUUAAAGACCCUCAAAAAAAGAAGCAAAUUAGAACAAGAGAUGAAAUUACUGAACUUGAUGAAGAUGAAGAAGAAAAGAAGAAGGAAAAGCGAAGAUGGCUUUUUAGAAAAAAUGGGACAUCACAUCAGGCUCCGCUUAUCAAAGCGGAGAAUGAUGAUGUGUCUGCUCUUCCCACAGGAGGAGAGGACCAGAGUCAUCAUGACAUUGCUGUAGCUGUGGCAACUGCACAGGCGGCUGCAGCUGUCGCAGCUCAUGCAGCUAUACAGGUGGCUAGACUAGCCAAGCCACCUGUUGAUGAUACUUCUUUUUAUCCAAAUGACAGGGAGCGUCAAGCUGCAACUGUAAUUCAAACAGCUUUCAGGGGAUAUCUGGCAAGAAGGGCUCUAAAGGCACUAAAAGGUCUAGUGAAAUUGCAAGCUUUAGUGAGAGGUCACAAUGUUAGGAAACAAGCCAAGAUGACUCUCAGAUGCAUGCAAGCUCUUGUUAGAGUUCAAGCGCGGGUAUUGGACCAGCGAUUUAAGCAAUCUCAAGAAGGAAGUAGAAAAUCAACAUUUAGUGAUACCAGUAGCAUGUGGAAUUCCCAGUAUCUUCAAGAUAUCUCAGAUAGAAAAUCAAUGUCAAGAGAUGGAUGCAGCAUACCAGAUGAUUGGGAUGAAAGGCCUCAUACUAUUGAAGAGGUAAAAGCAAUGCUGCAAAAGAGAAAAGAAGCUGCUUUGAAACGCGAAAGGACCUUAUCCGACGCCUUUUCACAACAGACGAGGAGAACAGGCAGAAAUUCCUCUAUAGACAGUGAUGCAGAUUUUGGAGAAAAACAUCAAUGGAUGGACCGGUGGAUGGCUGCAAAACCAUGGGACAGUAGUAGGGGCAGAGCAUCAACUGAUCAGAGUACUGAUCCUGUUAAAACUGUUGAAAUGGAUACCUCGCAACCAUAUUCGUAUUUACCUCCUAAUUUAAGAAGAUCAGAAGAACAACAACAUCAACAUCAACACCAACGACCAAGUUCACCCCUUCAUAGAACUCACCAAAAUCUAUCUUUUCAAUGCCCCGUUACACCUUCUCCAUCCAAAACAAGGCCUAUUCAAGUCCGCUCAGCAAGUCCUCGAUGUCCAAAAGACGAAAAAAGUUGCUACACAGCUCAAACUCCAAGCCUGAGGCCUAAUAAUAACUAUUCCUUUAACGGUAGCUCACAACAACGUAAUAGACUAACUUCUAGUGCUGCUGCAAUUCCUAACUACAUGGCUGCUACCGAGUCUGCUUUAGCAAGAAUUCGUUCACAAAGUGCCCCAAGACAGAGACCAUCGACUCCAGAGAGAGAUCGAGCUGGAUCAGCUAAGAAACGACUUUCUUUCCCUGUCCCUGACCGUUGUGGCAAUGUCCCGUCAGGCUAUGGAUCAGGGUAUGAACAUAGUCUUAAGAGUCCAAGCUUUAAAAGCCUUAGUGGAGUACAUUUCGGAUAUGAACAACAAUCUAACUAUUCUUCGUGCUACACGGAGAGUCUUGGUGGCGAGAUCUCUCCAUCCUCAACUAGUGAUUUACGAAGGUAUUUAAGGUAACCAAAGGGCAAAAAUAAGAUGAUCAAUUAUGUACAUGCUAAUGCAUAUUGUAACUGUACUGCAUUUUUCUUGUUUGUUAAUUUUUUUUUAGCUUUGUUUGGAGUGCUAUUUUUUAAAUCCCUUGCUCCUUUGUUGUGAUUU